This is a messenger RNA of Rana temporaria (common frog), 2403 nucleotides long. RefSeq names its product coiled-coil domain containing 85C (gene CCDC85C). The coding region runs from base 349 to 1515 and encodes 388 amino acids. NCBI's taxonomy places the organism in Eukaryota, Metazoa, Chordata, Amphibia, Anura, Ranidae. Gene Ontology annotation, cellular component: apical junction complex. The record is from RefSeq and is a predicted model, not a curated record. The transcript is spliced from 6 exons.
AGUGCUGGAGGACAGGCAGGACUGGGAGGGUGGAGGCGGAUUCAGAUGAGCUGGAGACAGCAGAGCUGUAAGAUCGAGCCCUGGCUGAGCUGGAGGAUUAUAUCUGCACAGAAGGAGGAUUUCAGUUUUCAUGACACAGGGACACAACCCCCCUGGAGUAAAUGUUUGGGGAGGGAACAUCCCUUGAAGACCCCGCUGCACAAGUUGCAGCCAGCAAUGAAUGAGCCCUCUGGACUUUGCAUGUGUUGUAUAGCAGCACAGUGAUGCUAGUUGGCAGAAGGGGACUUUGAUCCUGAUCCGGCACCCUUCGCUGUAUACAACCAUCUAUAUAUUUUUGAACCACCUGCCAUGGCCAAGCAUGCCCAGGGAGGGUCUGCGGAGGAGCUCAACAAGAUCUCAGAUGAGGAGCUGCUGAGGUGGAACAAGGAGGACCUCAUCAAGAGGCUGAGGAAAGUGGAGACUGAGAAGAUGAACCUGAUGGUUGAGCAUGGCAAUCUGAUGAAGGACGUGAACAGGAGGCUGCAGCUCCACCUGCAUGAGAUCAGGGGCUUGAAGGAGGUCAACCAGAAACUUCAGGAUGACAACCAGGAGCUCAGGGAACUCUGCUGCUUCCUGGACGACGACCGGCAGAAGGGCAAGAAGCUGUCCAGGGAAUGGCAAAGGUUUGGUAGGCACACAGCCAGCGUGAUGUGGAAGGAGAUGGGGGCUUACCAGCAAAAGCUGAAGGAGCUAGAGGCCAAGCAGGAGGCUCUCUUGAGGGACAACCUGGAGCUGAAGGAGAUAGUUCUCAUGCUGGACGAAGAAAGGAAUGGAGCAGGUUCUAGGAGUUCCAUAGACAGCCAGACCAGCCUCACCAACCUCAAUGGGGGUUCUGGUACCAGGGAUGUAGGCGAUGGCAGCAGUACCUCCAGCACCGGCAGCGCAGGGAGUCCUGACCACCACCACCACCACCAUCACCAUAAACCGGUGGAGAACAGUAAGUCUGGGGCCAUCAGGAGAUCCGCAGAUGACCUUUCCACCCUACCCCACCACAGGAGUAUUCCCAAUGGACUCAAUGAUUCAUCGUCCACUUAUAUCCGACAGCUCGAGACCAAAGUGAAACUCUUGGAGGACGACAAUAAACUCCUGUCACAGCAUUCCAGCCACAAUGACUUGAGGAGUUUACGGAAAGGAUUAUCGCCGUACCACUCAGAAUCCCAGCUGUCAUCGCUCACACCGUACCAGGAAAACGGUCCGGCACGGUUACCAUCAGACAUCUCAUCCACUCCCCCUACUGGUUACAUCUCAGGGGUGCAAAAACCAGAAGCGGUAGUUCAUGCGAUGAAGGUGCUAGAAGUGCAUGAAAAUUUGGACAGGCAGGUAGCGGACAGCUAUGAGGAGGACCUCAGCGAGAAGGAGAAGGCGAUUGUCCGAGAAAUGUGCAACGUGGUAUGGAGAAAACUGGGGGAUGCCGCCAAUUCCAAACCUUCAAUCAGGCAACAUCUGUCCGGAAAUCAGUUCAAAGGACCUUUGUAGAACAAAAUCUCCGUACUCUUCCCUUAGAGGAAGAAUUUGUCCAAGGCACUUGUAUUAAUGAACUCUGUAUACUGUGACUUGAGGUCGUUAGAUAAGCUGGAGACACAAUAGAGUGUACAUACGUCUGCUGAUUUUACUGGACCCUUUAUUUUGUAUUCUAUAUCACUUGUACAUAUGGUAGAUAAAAAAAAAGAGGGGGGGGGUAUAAAACCACUAAGUGUCUCCUUCUCACACAAACGUCAUCCUAUAGAUCACUGUUCUGAAGUUAAGAUGGUGGGGGCCUUGGAGGUCUUUGGCUCUUUACCUGCUGGACUACAAUGUUAAGCCUGACCAAACAGCCGUCGCUUGGGCCCCACCUCACCUUAGACCAACCAAUGAAUUUUUGUGCGAAUAUUACUUCUGUAUGACCAUUCUGACCUUUUAAUGAGGCAAAUUGGCUACACACUGGAUACCCCACCCCCGGAAAACCACACAAAGAAUUUUGAUUAUUUUAUUUAAUAGCGUCGGAACAAAAAAAUAAAAUAAAACAAAAUCGGGAUAUUUUUGUAUAGAAUAAGAAGCGUAGCUUCAAGAAUUCUGGGAUUGUUUUUCCAACCCUUUGUGUUUUGUGCACUUUCUCCAGAACAGAGCAUUGCCGGUAUAGGUUUUAUUUGAAGGAAAUCUGGGAACAAAAAAAAAUCUUUACAAGGACUUUGUAGUUUUUUUUUUGGUAAAGACCAAAAUACUUUUUUUGUUGUAUUUUUUCCUCCAAAGUGCUGUAUAUAAAGUGGAUGGAUUUCUAUUUUGUUACACUGUAUUAGAUUCCGUAGAAGUUGACAGAGAAAAUAUAUUCCUUUUAUGCCGGUAUAUUAAAAACUCUGUAUACAUGAGCAUUGAUUUUUCUUCAAA